Molecule: messenger RNA, 1638 nt
Organism: Venturia canescens
Lineage: Eukaryota; Metazoa; Arthropoda; Insecta; Hymenoptera; Ichneumonidae
Exons: 4
Coding region: 373-1419 (348 amino acids)
Source: RefSeq, a predicted model, not a curated record
GUCGACUAUAUGAAUAUCGAUGCGAGGAGCGUUUCGUCACGCCUCGAUCGAAAUAUCCGUCUAGACGUUUUGCAAUCGCAUCGAGGGAUUUGCGAAGAUUCGACGUGACGACAGUCGCUCCGGGGACGUCAAAGCGAUAAUCUCGCUUUUUAUGCUCCUUCGAUUAGCUUCCGGCGAUGUUGAAAUAAUAUAUUGGAGUGAAAGUAGUUUUUUUUGAUUUUUCCUUUUCGCCAGAUUUUUCUUCCGAGUUUUUCAUUCUUCCUGAUAUUCGGUAUCACGAUCCUGGGCUUGAGUUUCGUUUCGAUUUAAAUGGCGAACGAAUAUUCACUGGUUUAACAUCGAGCCGUUCUUCUGGUUUUUUCUUCUCGAACUAUGAGAGUUAGACUCGAUUCUACAACGUCCAAUCCCGAUAUUACUCUGCCGCGUCCGGUGUCGAGGCAAAAGAUUUACAAAAGUCGUUUCGGACAGGCCUCCUCCGGAUCGCCGUCCUGUUCUUCCAGCUGCUUUAACUGCCGUAUCGACGAGGAAGAGGGCGAAGAUAACGAGAUGGUUAAGGGCGGCCCUUCCGAAGCUUUGGACGCUCACGCAGCAACGUCAAAGUCACAGAGCAACGGGAACAAUUGGUUUCCGGACAGAGACGAGUACGACAGUGAUAAAGACGAAGACGAGGAAGCUGCGGAUGAGGCCGUCGUUAAUGAAAUCGGGCCGCAGUUGCCGGGGCUUUACGACGCUGGCUAUCAUCACGACGAUAAUUUACCGGAUUCCGGGAUAAUCGUCACGGUCAUUUCGCCUUCCGACGACGAUCUCUCGACGGCUCCCAGCGAAGGUGCUGCGGCGAGCAGCGACAACGAGCUUCUGAUCGAGCUCCGAGUCCGCGAGUAUCAGAUUAAUUUUGAUGGAUUUGCUGAGAUAAAUCGUUUUUCGACGAUCGACGAGAUGCACGAGUUCAUCGUAAACAAUACAGAGCCCUCGACAAAUAACGAGACAACGAGCACGAAACAGGCAAAAUAUUUAGAGAUUUUACUGAACGAACGCGAGGAAGACCGUUUCAGACGCUUAGUGGAAAUUAGCAAGGGGACCGUCCGUCGCGUGCUCGUGAGAAACGAGCAUAUUUUGGAAAAGUUAUUCGCUACUGCGAGCCUCAACAAAUUCCCGAGUCCCCUGAAGAUAAACACGAACGAUGAAGUCGAGGAGGAAGAAGAGGAGGAAAACGUGAUCGAAAAGGAGGAAAAAAUGAUUCACGACAUCGAAGAAAACAUGAAGAGAUGGUACAUGAUCGAAAUGAUCGGAGUUUGGUUAAAAUUCGUCACCGACGUCAAGAGCUAUCGCGAGGCUAUAAAGAAAAGUGUAUUAAAGGCCAACUGUGGCAUAGAAAACGAUCGAUACGAAGGUAUCGUCGUACCCUUGAAAUACAAAUAAAUCCCUCGCUCGAUGAGCAACGAAACAAAACACACGCGCACCGCCGGGCUCUCGUCCAAGAUUAAAAAAUGUCUUCCUCGAAAAACAAAACAAUUCGUUUCGUUAUACGACUUUCAACUUGUCGUGGCAAUGACAGUCCUUGACUCUCGGUCAUUCGAGAUCGUUCGAGAUGUUGUUUUUGUUGUGCCAAAAAUAAAAAAAGAAAAUACAUGACAAGAA